AUGUAUCGUGACGGUACACGCAACAUACGGGCCCGUUCCUCACGGGAUAUGCCUCCUCUCUCUAUACCCAAGAAGCGCAAGCCGAAAAUGCCCAAGGAGCCUUCGCGAUUUCUCGCUUGUCCCGUCGAGAUCCAGCUUCAAGUCCUAGAAUCUGUGCCCAAAGUGGGUCUCGUUGCUUUGUCGCGAGUCAACAAGCAGCUCGCCAGCAUCGCCCAGCCUGCUCUUCAUAGAGAUGUCGAUGUCAAUUGCCCUAGCCUCAAUCCCGGAUGGCGCUCCAUCCCGCUGGUCCUUGUCUUACGAACUCUUCUGUGGCGGCCUGACCUGGCUCAAGCUGUUCAGCAUCUGCGUUUCGAUGGAUAUGACUUUGUCGAGAGGGAGCUUAAUGAACUUCCGACCACGCCAAUCUUCCACCUCACAGAUGAAGACAAGUUGAGGGCAGUCCAGUUCAUCAAGGCUUUAGAUCUCUACCAGGGGUUAGACUGGGCUCACGCUUUCUUGAAGGGCCAGAUUGACUCUCUCGUCAGUCUCGUCGUGGCACUUACUCCAAAUGUCAGAAGCCUUUAUCUUGGCGAAUUUUUCUCUAUUGAAAUAUGCUAUCUCCGGCUGUUGCUGAGGCCAGAGAGCUACAACAACCCAAGAGGCAGCAACGUGCAUAAAUUCGAGCAUCUCCGCCAUGUUACUGUCGACAACCAUUGUGCGACGUACCACCACAUCCAUUUCAGCUUCAACAACAUCUACCAAAGCUUCUUUCAUCUUCGUAUGCUUGAGAAUCUUUCCAUCUCAGGCAGCUUUCCCGAGGCAUCACGACCCUUCACCAUCACGGCGAAGUUGGAACAUCUUAGAUGUCUGAACCUGAAGCGAAUCAGUGAAGAGGAACUUGGGCGAAUUCUUUCCCUCGCACCCAAUCUCGAUGAUCUGAAGUAUACCUAUGGCUGCUAUCCAUUGGCAGAUCUUUUUUCCACCAACUCCCAGAGACUGGAUGUCGCCACACUAGGUGAUUCACUGAAAAGCCAUCGAUUGAAACUCAAAAGCCUACAGCUCCUCGUUGUUGACAACAUUAACGUCCUGGAUGAAGGGCUAGAUCCACUCUGGCCAUUAGCCCUGCAGGGCUCGCCUCUCAAGCUACACGACUUCUCAAAUCUCCGCAUUCUCACUGUCCCAUGGAUCCUCAUCGCUGGCCUAUCGAAGAGGGAGCACCCUUCGCCGCUGCGCUACCUCAUCCCAAAGUAUGUCGAGCGGCUGACCUUGACAGACGAUUUGUACCAACAGCCGUACUGGGGCUGGAGUGGCAAGGAGAUCCAGGCCUUGUUGGAAGAGUAUUUGUACGAUGUGAAGGAAACGAAGCUUGCCCUUGCUGCGAUGUUGCUUGUGGGACCGAUCCUGUCAAAGAUGUACAAAAAUGACAAGUUCCAUUCGGCGAGACGGCUUGCUCGUUCUGCGAGUGUCGAUCUUAAAGCAGUCGAGACGACUAUACCUGAGAGUGACGUGCUGCGUGGUGCAGAGGAGCGCGCACGUCGCUAUGGGCAGCUCCGAGAACCAGUACGAGCAGAGGUGUUUGACUUGUUGGAUAGAUGGUAA
Fusarium fujikuroi IMI 58289 is the source of this 1578-nucleotide messenger RNA. RefSeq lists its product as uncharacterized. The transcript is spliced from 2 exons. Lineage: Eukaryota; Fungi; Ascomycota; Sordariomycetes; Hypocreales; Nectriaceae. The record is from RefSeq and is a predicted model, not a curated record. Bases 1 to 1578 code for a protein of 525 amino acids.